This is a messenger RNA of Cyprinus carpio (common carp), 1748 nucleotides long. RefSeq lists its product as uncharacterized. Lineage: Eukaryota; Metazoa; Chordata; Actinopteri; Cypriniformes; Cyprinidae. The record is from RefSeq and is a predicted model, not a curated record.
UUCUUUUUACUAUUUAAGUGACGAACUUCUGCCCUGAUCGCUCUGAGAAGACAAAUUAGAAGUCUAAAGCAAUUUUAACCGCACAUUUUUGCAUUUUACAAUCCGUCUUACUUGCUCACAAAGCUGUGAAGAUGCUUCGCUCAAGAAUCUCAAAUGUACCGUUUUUGGAUGGCGCAGAUGACAUGUAUGCGACAAGUAACAAGAGCCACUUUAAACUAGUAGAUGCCACUGUCAAGUCGAAAAGAGAAGUUGUCCUUCAGCCUGUCUCUUCACUUUUCAAGCGUGGAGACCAGAAAUACCUGGCAGAGUACCAGACCGAGACAGCGCUGUCCUUCCCGUCUCAUCCACCAGCCCCCGUCGUCCAGCCAAACCUGACCCACCUCAACAUGCAGCGCACCAACUUUAAACUGCAUUCGGGGGACAGGUGUGGAGACUAUGAGAUCACUCAAUCUGAGUUAAAGCCCCUUCCGAUGUGUGCAGCCAAAAUAAUUCGUCCCACCACUACAGUCAGGACAAGUCUGCCGGAGGACAAAUAUCCUGAACCCACCUAUAGGUCUUCCUACAUCAAACAUAAAGUGUCCCGGAUCUUCAGAGCAAAGCAAUCGGCGAAAACAGGUGUCGGAUCGAGUCUAAUUAUGGACAGAAGGGACCGGUUCAGAUCCAGUUAUCAUGAGCAGUUCCAGUACAGAUGGUAUCCUCAUCCUCCGGAGACAGAGAAGCAACAAAUUCAGUAUUCAUCUGUGGUGAUGGGAGACCGAGAAAAGACAGUGGACAAACAAACAACAUAUUCCACCUCUUUCGGACAGUCAGGUGACCACAGCUCUGCUGAAUUCAAGGAAUGUCUGCUUCCCAAGAUAAAUAAAUCUCGGCCCAUCAACCUUCGGGAAGUUCCUGAUGACAAAUGGACGACAAACUCAUCUGAGGAAUUCCGUGCACACAAAUGUGGCCCUGUUCACUUCGAGCGCAGAUGCCCGACUCUCAGCUCUGUGUUCAAAGGAGAGACGCUCACAGGUGACCAGCAGAGACUGUCAACAACAAACCAGUUCUUCUUCCCAAAGAUAAACGGCUCACAGUUCCCAGUGCAUGUGGAUGGAGCCAGUAUCAGGACUCUGAGCAGCGUUGAAUUUGGGAGGCCUGAUCUAGCGGGAAGCUUUUAUAGCACAGCAACACAAGAGCAGUUCCCACCAAAAGAGGUGGUCCCCCCCAAGCCUCCGAUCUACCCACCUAGUCAUGUGCUGUCUGAGCAAGAGCCAGAUUGGAUGCUUACAACCAUGAAAAAAGAUUUUGUCCCCCUGAACUGUAAAAGACAGAAAAUGAGCCCUAGCCAGCUCCAGCAGGUUAAAGACAGCCAUAUAAGGCCCCAACACAGCAAACAUGACUUCAGGACAAUCCACAAUGAAGCAUUUGUGCCUAAACCCUACUGCAAGGCAUCCCUGGAAAAGCCACCUCUACAACACAUCAGCCAUGUGCCGUUUUGAGUUAAAAAACAUCCACAUAACAUUAAAAAGGUCUGCACUCUAUACAAAUGUCUUUUUUCGGCUGAAGGCCUGUGCAACAUUCAUGCACAAUCAACCAAAUCCAACUCAACUCCAGCAUACAAUAAUAACAAACAGGAGCAAUUAUGAGUUCUUAUUAUUCUUUGAUGGACUUGAUUUUUUUUAUUGAUAAACACCUGAUAAUACACACAGACUUAAAAAAGGACAUUUGUUUAGAGUGCAGACCUUUAUUGUUUUUGACUUUAAAAUAUU